This is a messenger RNA of Haliotis rufescens (red abalone), 2436 nucleotides long. RefSeq names its product alpha-aminoadipic semialdehyde synthase, mitochondrial-like. Gene Ontology annotation, molecular function: saccharopine dehydrogenase activity. NCBI's taxonomy places the organism in Eukaryota, Metazoa, Mollusca, Gastropoda, Lepetellida, Haliotidae. Gene Ontology annotation, cellular component: cytoplasm. Bases 134 to 1483 code for a protein of 449 amino acids. The record is from RefSeq and is a predicted model, not a curated record. The transcript has 13 exons.
GCCUCAUCUGUUUUUGUACACAGAAGGCCAGGCAGUACCUUGAGCAGGCUGGAGGGGCUUUAGCAUCUGACCGCGAAUUCUAAAGUUGUGUCUGCCGUGUUGAAGGAUUUUGCUUCCUCAAAGAGUGCACAGAAUGACUGCACAGCGACGAGUGUUGGUGCUGGGGGCCGGUAGGGUGUCUGGGCCGGUGUACGAGGACCUGGCCGAGGAGAAGGACGUGCACGUCACUGCAGUGUCCGUCCUGAAGAGCGAGCUAGAACGAGCUGUUCAGUUCUGCCCGGGGGUGAGGCUGGAAUGUGUGGACAUUGCCCAAGACGCUGAAGGAAGAGAUAGACUGAUUGCCGAACACGACGUCGUUGUGAGUCUAGUGCCGUACUCCCUGCUUCCUGACGUCGCCCGAGCUUGUCUCUCUCUGAGGAAACAUCUGGUUACGACCAGCUACGUGGACGAUGAAGUGAAGAACCUCCACCAAAAAGCAUCUGAAGCGGGCUUGACCUUCCUGUGUGAAAUGGGUCUUGACCCUGGUAUUGACCAUAUGCUGGCCAUGCGGACGUUCGAUGACAUCAAACAAAGAGGGGGGCGCGUGACGUCCUACGAACUAUGGUGUGGCGGACUCCCGGCCCCAGAAUGUGCAGACAAUCCUCUCAAGUACAAGUUCAGCUGGUACCCACGUGGUUCACUGUAUGCGUGCUGCCGGGGAGGAGGAUACUUGAAAGACAGACAGGUUGCAGACAUCCCCGAAGGGCCUUCCCUUGUAGAGUCUGUGCAAGAUCUGGACUUCACCCCGGAGUUCAAGGUGGAGGGGUUCCCCAACAUGUACAACCCCGCCUACCUGACGCUGUACGGAAUACAGACUGUCGACAACUUCCUUAGAGGCACGCUGAGAUACAAGGGUUUCAGCGCCCGUGUGCUUGGCUUGAUGAAGCUAGGUCUGUUUUCCGUGUCCCCUUUUGGUUUGCUGCAGGCGGGAUCCCGGGGAGUAACCUGGAGGAAGUUUAUUUGCAACGAGUUGGGACUGAGCGAUGACGUCACGACAGAACAUCUGGAGUCAAAGGUCAAGGAUAAAGCUGUAGGUCAAGAAGAACUGGAGGUCAUAAAAAGGUUGGGUUUACUAGAGUCUGAAGAGAUCGAGGCAAAAGGCACACCGCUUGAUACGCUAGCUAACUACUUGGAGAAGAGACCGGAGUUCAUGUUUGGUCCGGAUGAACGCGACCUUGUUCUGAUGCACAUCGAGGUGUCAGGAAGUUUCCCCGACGGUUCCCGCGAGGACCGGAAGUUGGACAUGGCGGUGUUCGGAGAUGUGGGGAGACAUUCCGCCAUGGCUAAAACAGUAGGUCACGUGGUCGCAAGUGGAGCCAUGUUGCUGUUGAACGGGGAGAUAACCGAGCGAGGAAUCGUGCUUCCGGUCUCUCGCAGCAUCUAUAAACCUCUACUGUCGGACCUGGAGAAGAAGGGAGUCAGUUUCACAGACAGGAAGGCCUAAUGCAUAUGUACAGUCGCAUCAUAGUUAUUUCUAUAGGAGGACAGGUUGAAGAUAUAACAAUAGAAAACUGAUUCUGUCAAAAGACAUUGAGACAUAUUUUAUUGAUAUUAAAAGGACAAUAUUCAGGUUCACGACGCGCUUUCAAUAAACAUAUUUUCAGACAGCAGACAAUAUUGAAAAGUACAGUAUACACCUUUUGCUUGAUAGUGGCUAAAAAUGAAACAAACAGGAAAUUGUUAAUCGAUGGUGAUGUAUUUGAUACGGGUGUCAUGGUCGUGAUUUGGUCCUUAAAGGGGAUCUGAUUCUCUGACAAUUCACCGGGACUGCUUGUUACCUUUGUUAUUGUUUUCCCGUAGAUACCCGGAUGAUAUCUCGUAAAUCUCGACUAGUUCUCGACCUAUUCUGCGCCAACUCUAAGCGCAUUUGUCGCUUUUAUUGACAGUAUAAGGUCGUAUCGUCACAUUGAUCAACAAAAUGAAAUACAGUUUCGUCUUGGAAAUAAUUAAGAAAUGUAGGCAUCCUGAUUGUGCAAAGAAACAUUAGUCUUCAGAGUGUAUUCUUAUUAUGGUGAACAUGUCUUUAAAAACGAGAGCGAACUUUUACUAAUUGAGAACGUGUGACCCCAAAUAUUUGUUGCGUUUAAAUACGGCCAACCUGUUUUAGGUUUGCGAGUUUGUUCAGAUUUUACGACGCUUCAAUCCUUGUCAUGCCGAAAGACAGGCGCAAGGUAACAUGUCGAAGAUUUAAGCAUUCCGCUGUUAAGUACAACGUAUUGUUCAUUUCUCUAUUUGCUCCCAUACCUCAAGAAUCUAGUCAAUGUCAAUGCUGCCUCUUAUUAUAUGAAUCUGCAGCCACAGAACCAAUGUUAUAAUUGCAAAGAAAACAAAUGAUAACGCAUUCGGGUUCAAUGUCGCUUCUGUGUCUUUGUAAUUAAAAAAAACGAACAUUUGUCA